ACUUCUACUAGAGCUGCUGGACAUGGUGGAAGUAGUAAUACGAUGAUGAGACUUUAUACUCAAGAUGAUAACAUUGGUUUGAAAGCUGAACCGGUGGUGGUUUUGGGUCUUUCAGUUGCUUUUGUUGCUUCGGUUGUUUGUCUUCAUUUAGCUGGUAAAUACAUGAGAUGGUUUAUGAAAUAA
Messenger RNA from Melampsora larici-populina 98AG31, 183 nucleotides. RefSeq lists its product as uncharacterized. The transcript is spliced from 2 exons. Lineage: Eukaryota; Fungi; Basidiomycota; Pucciniomycetes; Pucciniales; Melampsoraceae. Gene Ontology annotation, biological process: intracellular protein transport. Gene Ontology annotation, cellular component: Sec61 translocon complex. The record is from RefSeq and is a predicted model, not a curated record. The annotation marks the transcript as partial.